UCCACUUUCUCUAUCGCAGUCAGCAACCGGACUGCAAUCAUGACUCUUCCAACUUUCUGGUCGUUGUAGACAAGACACCCGCGCCCGCGUCAAGAUCGUCUCCGCUCCUCUCGUCUCCCUCCCCGUCAUGUCCGCAGAUCUGGUCCCCGAGACAAGGGUCCUUGCCGUUGCCAGCCAUGUUGUCUAUGGCCAUGUUGGUAACAAAAUGGCAACCCUCGUCAUGCAGUCUCUGGGCUGUGAUGUUGCCGCUUUGAAUACCGUGCAUUUCAGCAAUCACACUGGUUACCGCCAGUUCAAGGGUACUCGGGCUACAGCAGAUGAGAUCAGAAAUCUCUAUGAAGGCUUGUGCAUGAGCAACCUCACAGACUUUGAUGUCAUGCUCUCGGGCUAUGCGCCGAGUGCUGCUGCAGUUGAAGCUGUCGGGUCCAUCGGUCAAGACCUCCAACGAAAGGCUGCAGACCGUCCCGGUUCUUUCUUUUGGGUCCUGGAUCCCGUAAUGGGUGACCAAGGCCGUCUAUACGUCAACGACGAUGUAGUACCGGCAUACAAGAAAAUUGUGCAGCACGCCGACUUGAUUCUCCCUAACCAAUUCGAAGCCGAAGUCCUCUCCGGUGUCCAAAUAACCUCCCUCCAAACCCUCGCAAAAGCAAUAACAACCCUGCACGCAACAUACAAAAUCCCACACGUAAUCAUCACCUCAGUGCAACUCUCCAAACUCUCCCCAUCGCAAGAAAACCCCUCACCAGACUCCACCCAGAACCUUCUAACAGUGAUUGGCUCCACAACCCUCUCCAGCGGCAAACCGCGCCUCUUCCGCAUCGACGUCCCAGCCAUAGACUGCUUCUUCAGCGGCACAGGCGACAUGUUCGCCGCACUCACCGUCGCCCGACUCCGCGAAGCUGUAUUCGCCGAUCGCAACCCAGAGCUACGGAACGCAAAGUCCUGGGUUUCGGGCGACGAAGUACGGCCUACGAAGCUGCCGCUUGCAAAGGCCACCGAAAAGGUUCUGGCUAGUAUGCACAAUGUGCUGGAGAAGACUAUUGAAGCGAGGGAUGUGGAACUGGCCGCCACUGCGCCUGCUUCUGGCGGAAGCGAGGAGGAGGUGCAGAAGAGCGAACAUCUACGGCGGACGAAGGCUGGGGAGAUUCGGCUUGUGAGGAACGUCAGGUUUUUGCGGGAGCCUACGGUGGAGUUCAUGGCGAAGGAGUGGGAGGGGGACUAUUGAAGAACGAACCCAACAUGUCGGGUUACAUUGCAUGCAUUUGCCCAGUGCCCAGUGCCUAGGAUCUGGAGUGCGAUCAUCAUUACUAAACAACAUAUAGAGCAUUGCUAGUGUUUCAUGGUCUUUUUCAUUGUUAUUUUUAGAUCAUGAGCAGAAGCAAGAGCUCAACUCUGGUAUCCAUCUAUCUAAACGUAUCGUUCGUUUCGUAACGUACUUUUGAUUCAGCACGAGUCGCCUCCAAUCAAAAAUACUUCUCUAGCAUAUCCAGCUUACCACGGGGCAGUAACUCGCUUAGUUCCCGGUACUUCCAAACCCACCAGCUCCUC
Molecule: messenger RNA, 1548 nt
Organism: Aspergillus versicolor CBS 583.65
Lineage: Eukaryota; Fungi; Ascomycota; Eurotiomycetes; Eurotiales; Aspergillaceae
Product: pyridoxal kinase
Exons: 6
Coding region: 128-1225 (365 amino acids)
Biological process (GO): pyridoxal 5'-phosphate salvage
Cellular component (GO): cytosol
Molecular function (GO): pyridoxal kinase activity
Source: RefSeq, a predicted model, not a curated record